AUGUUUUCGCAAGAGAAUCGAGAAACCACCAAAAUACCGAAUUCCGCAUCUUCGCUCUCUUUUCCUUCACCUACUCAUGCUAAUUUAUUUGCGCGUCGAGGCAGCGGGGCGAGCGCUAUUACUUCCCCAACAGUUAGAUAUAAUCCAGCGGAUGUACCCACUUCAAUAACGGAUUCAUCGCAUUUUCAUGAUUCGUCCAAACCUGGUUUAGGAGAACAAGCUACUAAUGAUACAAAAAGGAAUUUGUUAAGAAAUAGGUCUAGUGUUGUGUUAAGGGCCGAGGGAAAGUUCGAAACAGAAAAAUAUCAUCGUCAAGGUGUUGAUAAGGCUUUAGAAACUGAUAAUCUGACUGAUAAAAGUCCUAGACAAGCAUCUACCGAGGAGUUCACAUUUAGUGGGUCGUCAUAUGCUUCUCCAAAUUCUGAGACAACAAUAGAAAAAAAGAAGCGAUUACGACUUAGUUUAAAAGGCCUACGUGGGUCAAAGCCUAAUGUAAAAAUUUCUUCUUUGAGCGAUAAUGGACAAAAAAGUCCGUCAUUACAAAAUUCUGAUCAAGGUCGAUUAACACUAACCCACCGUUCUUCGCGCAGGGGAUCCUAUGAGGAUGUUCAUCAGAAUCGAUCAUCAGAGUCAAUUAUAUCUGUUCCUCCAACCCCAUCCAAGGACACAAAUAAAGUUUUAGCAUCACCCAUCUCAUCAAAAUCCAUAUUCUCAUUUUUCGGAUCACAUACAAACAAUUUAGAACAAGCGAAAAAUGAGAAACCAUUUUUUAAUCGUAGUAAUAGCACUCCAACUUUGGAAGUGAAAGAAACACAUACAAUGCAUAAAGACUAUGAUCCUGCAACAGGAAACAAAAUAAUUAACAAAUAUAUGUUGAUCAAGGAAUUGGGUAGGGGAGUGCACGGAAAGGUCAAAUUGGGGAAGGAUUUAGAACUAGGAGAAUUGGUUGCCAUUAAAAUUGUUGAUCGAGUGACUCGUCGUCGGUUAGGCUCACGUAGCAAUGAACUAACCAACGAGCAAAAAAUUAGAAAAGAAAUCGCAAUAUUAAAGAAAUGCAUUCAUCCACAUGUCGUCAGGCUUAAAGAAGUCAUCGAUGACCCAAUGAGCAGAAAGAUUUAUAUGGUCCUAGAAUAUAUGGAGGGGGGUGAAAUACGAUGGAAAGAUGAUCUUGAUCGCCCUGUUAUAAGUAUUGAAGAAGCACGAAGGAUUUUUAGAGAUGUGGUGUUGGGUUUGGAAUACCUUCAUCAUCAAGGGAUUAUACACCGAGAUAUCAAACCGGCUAACUUGCUGCUUACGGCUGAUGGUGUUGUCAAAAUUUCCGAUUUUGGCGUAUCGCAUUUUAGUCAACGUUCCAUUAAUAAAAAAAUUUCGGGUGCAUCUGCUCAGGAAGACAUGGAUUUAGUUAAGACUGCUGGGAGUCCUGCAUUCUUUGCUCCUGAGUUAUGCUACCCUGGUGAUUUUUCGAAGGACUCGGUACCUGUAUCGACAGUUAACAUUGGCACAGCUAAUUCUUCACCCGGACGUGUGCAACGACCCCCCGUCACUAAGGCCAUUGACGUUUGGGCACUUGGUGUGACAUUGUAUUGCUUCAUUUUUGGUCGAUGUCCUUUCAUAGCAGACACCGAGUUUGAACUGUUUUUUCACGUUAUUCCUCGUCAAGAACUGGAAUUUCCUAGUGAUAUACCUAUCGACAAUGAUCUCAAAGAUCUGCUUAUGAGGCUAUUAGAAAAAGAUCAACAAAAGAGGAUAACUUUAGAAGAAGUCAAAAAACAUCCAUGGGUUAUUACGGAUUUGCCAAACCCGCAAAAAUGGAGGGAGGAAACUGAUCCAAAGAAGUAUCAAGCUUUGACAGUCACUGAUGAAGAAGUUAAAAGCGCAUAUACUUUAAUCGACCGUCUGAAAAAGAAAAUACGUAAGAUAUCAGUGUCUCUAGGGAAUUUAACUAUAAGCAAUAUUCGAAGGCGUUCAAGAUCUGUUUCAGGAUCAUCAACACCUGAAUUUACAGAUGAUUUGUCAACUUCUGUGCUCCCUACAACUCCUACAUCUCCUAUUACUAUUCGGACACCCAACUCUCAACAAACUUUACGCGCUACACAUCAAAGGCAUGCAAGCCUCUAUGGUUCGAGUUUUCCUGAAACGUAUGCUCGACAAAGACAAAAGGAUUUUGAGAACUUUGCAGAUGAAACAGCUCCGUCCCUGUCGUCAUCGUCAUCCUACUCUACAAUAGCGACAGGUUUCCAAGUUUGGGAUCGACAGGAUGGUUAUCUUUCUCGAUCGGGAUCUCGACAACUCGCAGUGAAAAGGCAAAGUAAUAACUCGCAUAGCAGUUUGAAUCAAAGUUGGGUGUUGACUCCAGAUGUGUCAAGCGAAGAAAAGAUAUUUGCGCAUAAUGAGAACUUCGAUGAUAACAUAUACCAUGUUUCGUCGAAUAUAACUUCCGUUCAGAAUAAUCAGUUCUCCAAUGUACGCAUGAUUGAACCUGAUGAUUCUUUCGGAAGCGGUUCAAAAGCAGCCAGUAAAGAAAGUAUAGAAAUUAUAGGCACGACUGAAAGUAACGAGGGCGGGGACGAUGGAGUAUUUUUCGAAAGUAAUAAAUAUAGGAGACAGAAUACUUUAUAA
Acaulospora morrowiae is the source of this 2619-nucleotide messenger RNA. The record is from the annotation of a GenBank genome assembly. NCBI's taxonomy places the organism in Eukaryota, Fungi, Glomeromycota, Glomeromycetes, Diversisporales, Acaulosporaceae.